AUGACAUCUAUCCUCAUCGCCGGCGUCGCCACAGCCUGGCUCCAAGAAGCCUCCACCCAAGGCAUCGACAUCGGCACGCGCAACGACCCGACCAAAAUCGCCGCCAGCGCCAAAAUCCUCCAGCAAGACCUCAAAUCCUUCCACAACACCACCUUUGAAAUCGCCUUCUUACACCCGGGUGAUGCGUCCAAGUGGAAGAAGUUCGUGUCGGUGUUGAGGAGUCGGAAGUGGGACUGUGUUUCGCUAGGGGGUGGCGUGAGGACGAUUCCGGAGCUUGGGGAUUAUUUCACUGAUUUGGUCCGUGAGGUGGUGAGGGAGCAGCCGGGGGCGAGGUUGAUUUUUCCUUUGCUUCCUGAGGAUGCGGGGCCUGCUAUUAGGAAGUAUUUACCUCAGGCGAGUUGA
Zasmidium cellare ATCC 36951 is the source of this 402-nucleotide messenger RNA. RefSeq lists its product as uncharacterized. NCBI's taxonomy places the organism in Eukaryota, Fungi, Ascomycota, Dothideomycetes, Mycosphaerellales, Mycosphaerellaceae. The record is from RefSeq and is a predicted model, not a curated record. The transcript has a single exon. The coding region runs from base 1 to 402 and encodes 133 amino acids.